GUUCCAGGAAGCAGCAUAAGGAGCACCCUACAGUUGCAUUCCAGAGACUCUUUUUAUGAAAAACUUCUUGCAUACGUUUGUUAAUAGUGAAAUGGCUUUUCCAGGUUUGGAAGAUUUUACAUAUGUUGAUGUUUUAUUACUUUGAUCAACAAAGGAAUAACUGAGCCCUGGAUUUCUCCAUUUACAGUCAGCUCUUCAAGAAGCUUUACAUUUCUAUGAAUGCUUUCAUCACUUCCGGUUCUUCAGUGUUUGAUAAGGAGACCAGGCAAAGUCUGUCCCCUGAACACAUUUUGCCAAGUUACACUUAUGCCUUUCUGGAUAGUGACACCUCCUAUGAAUGUUGUUCCAUAAACCCCUUGACGGGCUCUCUUUUCACAUGUCGCCGUAGUCCUCGGCUUCUUACUAAUGGCUAUUACAUUUUGACGGAAGACAGUUUUCUGUCUGAUGAAGAUGGUAACGUAACACUGACCCCAACCCAGACAAGUGUUACCUAUAAGGAGAAAUUAGUUAGAAUAUUCAGGAGAAGGAAGAAAAUCCGUCGCUCUCUUGCUAGUCUGUUCAGUCUCAGUGCCUCGGAUUCAUGGCUCAACAGCACUGUCCUUAGCAAUAUGGAUUCUCCUCAUGUAGAGGAGAUUUGGAAUGAUGGAGAUAAUAAACUAGAUGCCAGUCAGCACUAUGGCAAUGAUGACUCUGAAUUUUCUUCUGAAUGCAAAACCUGGAUGUCACAAAGGCAAACACCAGCAGCUGAUGCAUCCUCUUUUUCUAAAGAUGUGGUGUUCAUUCAGUCAAGAAAACAGUUCGGUGAUUCCUCGCCAUGCUCCCAGUUUAUGGUAGAGGGGUAUUUCCAUGAAGAGACUUUGGAUCAUUCAAAAUCCAAUGCAGUGAGAAAUGUCGUUUAUCAAAUGAUUAUACUGUCCAUGUGUUUAAUCAUUUCAGUGUGUGCAAGAUGCUUUCUGGGAGGACGCUUUGCCACUUUGUCGGUCUUUUUGCUGCUGAUAAUUUUAGUUUGAAAUAAUUGAAACACUGAAUCGGUAAGUAAAACGCUAUAAAGGAUUGUAGGGUAAGAAAAAAUAAUGCUCCAGAGAAGAGUGAACCAUUCAUUCAGAUAAUGAAGUCUGCAGAUUCACCAGCUCAGCUGUGACUUUGUCAGAUUUUAUGAGCUAAUCCUGGUUAGACUUGCUCAUUACUGGAAUGGAAAACCUUGAAGAAAAAACAGCUGCUUAGGAAGAUGUUUCGGUGAUUCAAUAGGUUGCAAUCUUGACUCUAAGUUUGCAUUGUGUUAAUAUGCUGCUGAGGUUGCUAUCUGUAGGAUGAGCUGUACAACUAAAGUAUUGUCCAUUUGUGCUGAAAAGAUCCCAUGGAGCUUUUCACCAGAACUGGGUAUUAGCCCUAGUAUCCUCAUCAGAUUUCAGUAUACCUAAUUCCAUCUAAACCUCCUUUCUGGUUUCAUUUGAAUAAAGUAUUCUUCAUUUUCUGCCCUAACUACUGAAUCGUUUGGGCUGUUAAACAAUUGCUGUGUCUCAGCCCAGAGGUGGUUGCAUUUCAGUGUGCCGGAUUUAGACAAAGAGAUGCAGGGCCAGGUCCCUGAGCUGCUGUACAUUAGUGUUGCUCCAGUGAAUGAAAAGAGUUACACUAGUUUACACCAGCUGAAGAUUUGGGCCCUAAUAGCUUACAAAGCCCUUUGAGAUUCUUCUAGUGAUGCCAGCGGGGCUCUGCAUAGACACAGGGGUCACCCAAGCUUUGUAACUUGCAGGAUUUGGGGCCUUGAAGACUACGAUAGUGGAACAAAAUGUCUAGCAAGCCCUACAAAUCCAUCUUUUAUUGAUGUCUAAACCAUUUUCACUAAUGUUGCUGCUCUGGCCAUAGAACAUGCAUUACAGUCUUGAAAUAACCUAUUGUCAAACUGUUUAAAAGCUGAGAAUGGUUCUGGAUAGUGGUGAAUUGGACAAUCUACUUAAAACUCUUCAGGGCCUUCAUUGUCUCAUCCUUGCCACAGCCUUUUGGCCUUUAUUUCUAUUCUGGGUUCUUUCCGAGUGAUUUUGAAGAUAGAAAAAUGAGUGUUAGAAACACAAGAAAAGAGAGAAUGGAAAUUAAUUGUGCCAGAAUAGUGCUUCCUGUUAGAGACCAGAAGUGCUACCUUCAGAAAAGUCAGGAGUCAGAGGGUUGGAAGAGCAGCUGGAGACGCCAGAAUCAUAUGGUUAACUUAACAAAUAAAGAGUCCAUGACCUUUAUUUUUAAAGCAUUGAACCUCAUUUUUCUGAUAUUGGAUUUAAGAGACAAUGCUAAACAUUAAUCCCCUUGAGUGCCCAGUGAUCACUGUUCUGUGACUACACUAUCUCAUAACUA
Molecule: messenger RNA, 2346 nt
Organism: Gopherus flavomarginatus (Mexican gopher tortoise)
Lineage: Eukaryota; Metazoa; Chordata; Testudines; Testudinidae
Gene: TMEM71
Product: transmembrane protein 71
Exons: 8
Coding region: 216-1010 (264 amino acids)
Source: RefSeq, a predicted model, not a curated record